GCCUAAUACGCCGGGGCGGGUUUUGGGGGCUAGAGCCCAUCCGCGCCCGGCUGUUGGUUUUCCCCCUCUCCGGGGUCCUCUCUCCGCGUGCAUGCAUGCGGAAGCGCGCCUAGAGCCUAAUACGCCGGGGCGGGUUUUGGGGGCUAGAGCCCAUCCGCGCCCGGCUGUUGGUUUUCCCCCUCUCCUGUUGUUCCCCGGAGAGGGUAGGGUGAGGUAUCGGCUAGGUAGCAAACUUGGUUAGUUACAGAGUUGGGUCUCUUAGACGCUGUUCGGAGUCUGGGCCCGCAGGCCAGGUCCCAGGCGGUGUAAGUUGAUGAGGGGUGCGACUCCUCUGGCACUGGAGUGUGUGCGACAAAAUACAACUUUCUGGAGUUGCGGGAAGUGUGCCGUGAGCUUCGCGACAUCGUGGAUAACAGCGUUCAGGAGAUCAGCAUUGAUACGGGAGCCAAAAGCGUACGGUUAUGGCAGGAGGGUUUCCGGAUGCCGCUUGCACGCUGGCCUCACUGCAAAGCUGUAAUACUGACCUUGCAUUACUCUAAGGGUCUCUACCAGCAGGCGUCGACGCUUCUUUCUCUACCGUUUGCCGGCCAGCCAGUGGAAGCCAGGCGCCGCAUCACCAGCCUGAGACUUUAUGACAUCAGGGGUGACGGCAAGUCCGGAGAUUCGAGGAAGGCGCAGCCAUGUUUGCUGUGGCGGGACUGCUCCCGUCGCUGCAGAAGCUGGACUUGGAAUACUUUAACAACAGCAUGUGUCACACCGCCGUACAGCAGCGGCUGUUGUACGAUGCGCUUGCCACCUUGCCGCACCUGGAGCACCUCAUCGUUCCCUACACCAGCGGCCUGCAGCAUGUGGGUGCCCUGGCUGGCAGCUUGAAGGACCUGGAAGUCAAGAUAGAUUACAACGAAGGCGGCCUCAGCCAGGCGGACGUGGCGGGGAUCCUGCAGCUGCGGCGCUUAACAUACCUGCAUGUCAGUGGCCUCUUCCAUCCCAUGGACCGCGACGCCACCGGUGGCAUGACACCGCUGCUGGAGCGCGUCUGCUGCCUGGCAGGCACCUUGCAGCAGC
Astrephomene gubernaculifera is the source of this 1065-nucleotide messenger RNA. NCBI's taxonomy places the organism in Eukaryota, Viridiplantae, Chlorophyta, Chlorophyceae, Chlamydomonadales, Astrephomenaceae. The record is from the annotation of a GenBank genome assembly.